AUGGCCGAACAAGAGGCAGGAGGAGGAAUUCCACCGUUUAACCCGAACGAAGAUCAGCCAGGAGUUUAUCAGAGAUGGGAAAGAUGGCUUCGCGGUCUGGAACUGUUAUUAGUAAGUAAGAAUAUAACAGCGGCAGAGCGGAAAAAAGCAAUGUUGCUGCACUACGGCGGAUUUGCGUUGCAGGACGUGUUCUACGCAAUUCCGGGCGCCGAUACGGUUGACGCGCAAGAGGACGCGUACGCCAAAACAAAGACCGCGUUGACAGAUUACUUUAAGCCGAAACUGAAUGCAACAUAUGAGCGACAUAUCUUCCGUGGCAUGAGUCAAGGGGCCAGUGAAUCUAUCGGACAAUUCACGACUCGAAUCCGACAACAAGCAAAAUAUUGUGCGUUCAUGCAAGAGGAAGAGGAAAUCCGAGACCAAAUAAUAGAAAAGUGUUAUUCGUCGGAAGUUCGAAAGCGAAUAUUAGAAAAAGACACGGUGACGCUUGCAGAUGUGCUAAAAAUCGCGCAAGCUUUCGAGACGAUGACGGUACAGGUGAAGCAGAUGGAAGGCGAAUCAGUGGCGAAGAUAUCUAGCAGUAGUUACACAACGAAAUCACAUUCAAAAAACACAGACGCUAAAUGUUCUCGAUGCGGUUAUACAGGUCACUCGCCCACGGACGAGAGAUGUCCCGCUCGUGGAAAAUUGUGCAACCGUUGUAACAAAACUGGCCGUUUCGCCUCUGUAUGCAGAAGUAAUAGACGUUCAUCGGAGGAGGGUAACGCAAAUAACCCACCACAGCAUCAAAACCGAAAUCGACAGAACAACGUCAGAGGAAUUGACGAUACGGAGACUGGAGGCGAGGAUAUAGACGCACAUUAUGCGUUCAGCUUGACGGCGAGGGAGACGGUAAACGCAAUCAAGGAAAAAGGGGUCACAGCCGAAGUCGGCGGCGUUGAAGUGGAGUUCAUCAUCGAUUCAGGGUCAACGUGCAACAUAAUCGACGAAGACACUUGGCGAAACUGCAAAAGGAAAGGCAUCGAGUGUAGAUCAAGAAUAGAAACAAACAAGAAAGUAUUCGCGUACGGCCAGGAAUCAAAUUUAGAAUUAAUGGGCGAGUUUGAUUGUAAAAUAGAGAUAGGAAAAAAAACAGGGGAGGCUACUGUUGUCGUGAUGAAAGGGAAAGGUCGACCUCUUUUGGGAUUUGAGUAG
Molecule: messenger RNA, 1194 nt
Organism: Diprion similis
Lineage: Eukaryota; Metazoa; Arthropoda; Insecta; Hymenoptera; Diprionidae
Exons: 1
Coding region: 1-1194 (397 amino acids)
Biological process (GO): proteolysis
Molecular function (GO): aspartic-type endopeptidase activity
Source: RefSeq, a predicted model, not a curated record